GUGGCAGCGGUGGGAUAAGAACAAACAGAGAACUGGUGAUUUAAAAACAAACAGGGAACUUGGAAUUGGGCAAACGCACACACAGAGAGAGCAACGGAAGUUUUGUGUUUUUUUUCCGGGUCAACUGGAGUAGGGUCAGAACAGUUUAGCUAGGAUGGAGCUAGAGGAGCAUGUGAGAAUUCUAAAAAUGACCAAGCAACAGCUUCAGGAGGAACUCCAGAAGCAGAAUAUAUCCUGUGAGAACAAGUCUGUAGAUGAGAUGAAGGCUCUCCUGCUAAGCAAGUUGAUGGCAGCAGGGGCAGCUUCAGCUCUCACCACCCAAACAAGCCCCAGCCCAAAGGAUGCAGUCCGGAUCCAGGAGUUAGAACUGGAAAAGUUGAGGCUGCAGGCAGAGAAAGAGAUAGAACUCCAGAGGCUGAGAAUCCAGGAGGAGCAACGCAAAGAGGUGCAAAGACAGGAAGACAGAGAAGCCCGCAGGAGAGAGUGCGAGUGGGAGGAAAAGAUGCUGGAGAGAAAGGAGAAGAUGCAGCAGGAACAGAGGAAGCAUGACCUCGAGAUGUUGCGUCUGCAGGAAGAAAGCAGCAGGAAAAUAAAUGUUACCCCCAAAGACUUUGCGCCAUACAGGGAGGGGGAGGACCCCUCCAUAUAUCUUGCAAAUUUUGAAAAGGCAGCUAUGCAGUGGGGAAUUGCAGAGGCCCAGUACAUGGCCUACCUCUGUAGCAUUCUUACUGGGGAGCUGGCUGCCAUCUAUCAUAGCAUGCCAAGGGCAGAUGGGGGAGUAACUUUUAAAGAUUUCAAAGCUACUGUGCUUAAAAGGUUCAAACUGGGGGCUGACCACUUUCGAAAGCAAUUUCGGGUCUUAUCCCCCCAGCAAUGCAAAACGUAUUCUGAAUAUGUGAUGAAAAUGAGUGAGAUGGGGAGGAGAUGGGUGGAAGAAGCCAAAGCAGGGGACUUUGAAUCAUUAUUCCAGUUACUGGUGCUAGACCAACUCUAUUCCAAACUCCCCAAGGAGCUGAAAUGUCUGGUAAAGGACAAGAGGCCCAAAAAUGCUACUGAGGCCUCAGAAAUUGCAGAUGAGUUGGUGCUGAACAGGGAGGGGUUGGACUGGAGGACUUCCCAGUUGGGAAGGGAAGGGAAAGGGUUCCAGAGGGGUGGGAAGGCAGAGUCUCAACCAAAGCGGGAAGGGGCUGCUGCUCCGGCAGAGGUUAAGAAAGCCCCAGAUUCGGUUAAUUGGAGCCAGCCCCAAGUUAGGAAAUGCUUUAUCUGUGAGGGCACCGACCAUUUGCGGGCAGCCUGCCCACAGUUACAAGUAAAGACCUCCAAACCGCCUCCAAAAGCACCAACCAGCCCAAAGGUAAAGGAGGAGCGGGUGGCUGCGGUGAACCAUGAGUGCCUCUUUACCACAAUGGAGCCUGCAGAAGCCUGGGGUGACUAUGUGGAGCCAGUGCGGCUGAGGGACCAGCUGGUUCUCGGAUAUGCUGACACAGGUUCCUCUGUUACCCUAGUGCGAGCUGAUCUGGUGUCAGAGUCUGAUAUUCUGCCCAACGCAUCAUUUAAAAUCCAGGGGAUUGGUGGGAGCCCCCUGACUGUUCCUGUGGCACGAAUGCCUGUGGAAUGGAGAGGGUUGGUGGGCCUCACGGAAAUGGGGGUUAUGAAGGACCAGCCCUACCCUGUGUUGAUUGGCCGGGACCUUCUGGGAGGCCAGUACUCGGUAAAUGUGGUAACCCGCAGCCAGACCCUGAGUGGGUGGGGGGAAAAAGGGGUCUCUGAGGAGACCAGGACUCCACCUGCUAGGGGGGAGGUUGGGACCCCAGGUACUACAGGGGAAGGGGGAGCCCAGAUAACCCAGGAAGGGGAGGGCAAACCCAUCUCAGAAACUGAGGGUGGGGUGUCACAAAAAGCAGUGAGAGGGGGCAGUUCUCCCCCAACACAGCUGGAGGCUGUGGAUCUUUCUGGCAAGGAAGAGUAUCUGUCUUGCUCUGGUGGUGUGCAGACUGGGGGGACAGAGGUAACAGGUAGAGGGGGCAGUUCCCCCCAGGUGCAGCAGGAAGCUGAGGGUUUCAAGGAGGCAGAACUAGAGGGCGCUGAGGAUAGCUUUGGCUCAGAGGAGCAGAUAGCGGAAUGUUUGGGUGCACCAGAAGGGUUUCUGAAAGAGGUUCAGUGUGAUCCUAGUCUGGAACACCUUCGCCAAGUGGCUAUAGAUCAAGAGGUGGAAUUCUCUGAGGCCCUGUCGGAGCAAGUUGUCUGGAAGCAGGGAAGGUUGUAUAGACUUUGGUUGCCACAGGGCAGACAGGUAACCGGGGAUGCCAUCAGGCAGCUGGUAGUGCCGAGGAAGUAUAGGAGGAGACUUAUGGAGUUGGCACAUGACAUCCCAUGUGCAGGGCAUCUAGGUAUCAACAAGACUAGACAGAGGCUUCUGUUGAACUUCUACUGGCCUAAGUUAGCACAGGAUGUGAGGGCAUAUUGUAACUCCUGUCCAAUCUGUCAGAGAGUGGGCAAGAGUGGGUGCAAGGCAAAGGCACCCUCACAGCCCCUCCCUAUCAUGGGAGAGGCAUUCCAGAGGGUAGGCAUUGACAUAGUUGGGCCUUUCCCAAAACCUACCCAGAGAGGGAAGAGGUUCAUUCUAACUUUGGUGGACCAUGCAACUAGGUACCCUGAGGCAGUACCACUGGCAUCCACGGAUGCCCCAGCAGUGGCGGAAGCUCUAGUUAAGGUCUUCUGUCAGUUAGGUUUUCCUACAGAGAUCUUGACAGACAGGGGGCGCAAUUUCCUGUCAGAGUUGAUGGAAUGUCUGUGGAAGUGUUGUGGGGUGAAACACCUUAAGACUACAGCUUACCACCCCCAGUCGAAUGGACUCACAGAGAGAUUCAAUGGGACCCUGAAAGGGAUGCUGAGGACAUAUGUUGAUUCUCACCCCCAGGACUGGGAUGAGAAGUUGCCACAGUUGUUGUUUGCCUACAGGGAGGUUCCACAAGAGUCUACUGGUUUCUCCCCUUUUGAACUCAUGUUUGGGAGAAGUGUCAGAGGGCCGCUAGAUCUGGUAAAGGAAAGGUGGGAGGAGAAGAUUCCUAAGGCAAAGAAGUCAGUGGUUGAUUAUGUUCUGUCAUUCAGAGAACGGCUUAAAGAUAUGAUGAGUGUUGUUCAGGAGAACCUAGCCAAGGCCCAAGCCACACAGAGCAGUUGGUAUGAUAAGACAGCAAGGUCUCGUACUUUUGAGUUAGGGGACAAAGUGAUGGUUUUUCUGCCUCUUCGCUCAGACAAGCUGAAGGCGGCAUGGGAAGGACCGCAUGUGAUUGUGGAUAGGCUGGAUGAUGUUACUUAUGCAGUGGCAUUGGAAAGGUCUGGGAAAAAGACCAAGGUUGUACAUGUUAAUAUGCUGAAGCCAUAUCUUGAGAGGAGGAUGGUGUUGAAUGUGACCAGGAGAGAGGAGGGAGACGAGGAACCAGAUUUCGGGACGAUAGCAGACCCCCUCUCCUCCCUCACCAAGAAAUCCCUCCCAGACAAGGUGGUUUGGACCCCAGUCUGUCAGGCCGCUUUUGAGCAGUUGAAACAAGCGUUAGUGUCUCUACCUGUGCUCAAAGCUCCUGAUUUUGACAGGCGGUUCUUUGUUGCAACUGAUGCCUCAGACUCUGGGAUCGGGGCUGUCCUAAUGCAAGAGUGGGAGGGCACCAGACAUCCAAUUGCAUAUCUCAGCAGGAAACUGAUCCCUCGGGAGAAAAACUUGUCUUCAGUGCAAAAAGAAUGUUUGGCAAUUGUAUGGGCACUGGACAAACUGCGACCUUACUUGUGGGGGCAAGAAUUUACCCUCUUGACAGACCAUUCAUCCCUCCAAUGGCUGCAGACCAUGAAGAACUCAAACACUAAGCUGCAGAGGUGGUCAUGGAGGAUUCAGGAAUUCAACAUGAAGAUUGAACACAUUGCUGGACAUAACAAUGUGGUGGCAGAUUUCCUGUCCAGGAAGGACAUGGACUCAUGA
Sphaerodactylus townsendi is the source of this 3976-nucleotide messenger RNA. RefSeq lists its product as uncharacterized. Gene Ontology annotation, biological process: proteolysis; DNA integration. Gene Ontology annotation, molecular function: aspartic-type endopeptidase activity; nucleic acid binding. The record is from RefSeq and is a predicted model, not a curated record. Lineage: Eukaryota; Metazoa; Chordata; Lepidosauria; Squamata; Sphaerodactylidae. The coding region runs from base 155 to 3976 and encodes 1273 amino acids. The transcript is spliced from 2 exons.